AUGUGUAUUAGAUGGUAUCGAGAGACGUCUGGUGGUGUACUACGGGAGAUACGUGAGGGCGAAGGCGGUGGGCGCUACAGUUUGUCCUCAGAUUCACUGUCCAUCAGACGAGCUGAGCUAUCAGACGACGGCAGGUGGGCUUGUAGAGCUGCCAAUGCACAUGGGCAUAUAACGCUACGGCUACAUCUGUCUCUACGCGCCCAUCUAACUGUACACGCCCAACCGCAUACACAGAUAGUAAACAGCGGUGGUACAGCUAUUAUAAACUGUACCUGGGCUGGUUGGCCUUCCCCUAGACUUGAGUGGCUUCACAAUGGUAUACCAGUGUCAGGGGUGACUGGUGGCAGACAUCGCGUGCAAAGUAACGGGGAACAACUAGUUAUAACAUCUGUACACCGCUCAGAUAAGGGAGUGUACCAAUGUAUUGCAAGGAACGAGCGGGAUUCUGCUCAAGCUAGCGCAGAAAUUAGACUAGGAGAUACAGCACCAGAGCUCCAAUAUACGUUUAUCGAGCAAGUACUUCGUCCGGGACAAGUAGUCACGCUCAAGUGCUCGUCAGUCGGCUCUCCACCCCCUCACUUCACGUGGCUGCUCGAUGGGCAGCCUGUUAAUACUAUGGCCAGGCAUAGAUACAGCAUAGAACAAUUUGCCACUAAGAAUAAUGAAGUUGUAAGCUACUUAAAUAUAAGUGCGGUCCGGUCUGAGGACGGCGGUCUCUACACCUGUAGGGCGGCCAACUCUCUAGGAGUCAUCGAGCACACGUCCCGACUUAACAUAUACGGACCGCCGUACGUACGAUCGAUCGGGCCAAUUAGAGCUGUGGCUGGGAGAGAAUUGAUAAUCUAUUGCCCCUAUUCCGGAUAUCCUAUCAGCUCUGUCCGUUGGGAACGGGACGGCAACCAGCUGGAAUGGGAAGGUGCAUCAGGAAGCACAGGUACAGGCACUGGCACAAGUACUGGCGUGGGGGUUAGUGGAGCAUUGCGCUUGGCAAGAGUGGAGGCGGGCAGCGCAGGCGCAUACACUUGCAGCGCUGUUGGUCCUCAUGGGGAGAUAGCGCGCAGGGAGCUGCAACUCAUAGUCAGCAAUCCACCAGAAAUUGAGCCAUUCUCAUUCUCCGCUAACCUUCAAGAAGGCAAACGAGCACAAGUGAGUUGCAGCGUGGCAUCAGGAGAUAUGCCAGUGCGUUUCGCUUGGCUUAAAGAUGGCGCGCCCAUACCGGCCGAUCUGCAGGUGGAAGAGCGAGGGGCAGAUUUUUUCAGCAAUCUCGUAUUCAAGGAGGUAUCAGCCCGCCACAGCGGCUCGUACACCUGUGUCGCAUCAAACAACGCCGCCAGAGUUAACUAUACAGCAGAACUCGUGGUCAAAGUUUCGCCAAAAUGGAUAAGGGAGCCUACAGACGUGGCAGUACUUGCUGGCGAGCCCGUAGCGCUACACUGCCACACCACGGGCUCGCCCUCGCCGCAUACCACGUGGCUAAAACAACGUGCUGGCUCAGCAUCAGAUUUCGUCCCUUUGGUAAAUUUAGGAGGCAGAUUUCAAUUUGUACCAAAUGGCACACUGUCAAUCGAAGCCGCCUUGCCCUACGACGAAGGCUACUACAUGUGUAAAGCUGAAAAUGGUGUCGGAACUCCUCUUUCUAAGACUAUUUUUGUAGCUAUUAAUGAGCCAGCACGUUUCGAAGUGACAUCUCAUAACGUGUCAGCUCGUCGCGACGCGGGCGCGACACUGGCGUGCGAGGCGCGGGGAGACGCACCGCUGAGAUUGACGUGGUCCAGGGAUGGGGCUCCGCUUGAUCUUUCUACCUAUAGGUUAAGUAUUUCCGAAGCAAAGACUGACAGCGGGCUGCGCUCGCAGCUGUACAUCAGUCGCAGCGAACGCCGCGACUCCGGCGUGUACAAGUGUCAAGCUGUCAACGCAUACGGACACAGCGACCAUUAUAUAUAUUUAUCCGUCCAAGAAAAACCGGAAACACCCCAAUCGUUAUCCGUCACGGAGAUCCAGUCGCGAGCAGUGCGGCUGUCCUGGAGCGUGCGCUUCGACGGGAACAGCCCGCUGCUCGGCUACACGCUGCAGCACACCGCGCUGUCGGCGCAGGGCGCGCUGCGCGUCACGCGCUGGGACGCGGCGGAGACGCUAAAUGUUUCGCUGCAUGGAUCUCAUUCGCAUUCGCAUGUUACGCUAACAAAGAAAGGUGACAUCCACUACGAGGCGUUACUAAAUAAUUUGCGUCCACACACGGCGUACAUGAUCCGCCUGGCGGCGAUCAACCAAAUAGAUUCUAGUGAUUUUACCGAGCCUGUAGUUGUGAAAACUCAAGAAGAGGCGCCAUCAGAAGCCCCAAACAGCGUGUCGGUGUCGGCGGGCGCGGCGGGCGAGCUGCUGGUGGCGUGGCGGCCGCCGCCGCGCGACGCCUGGCACGGCGAGCUUCUCGGCUACUCCGUCUCCUGCGCGGAGCUCGGCCCUGAUGCUGCACCGCUGCCCAAUGCUACUAGAACUCUAACAGUGAAUGGUUGGUCUGCAACAGAACUCACUUUGUCGGCUUUAAAAAAGUUCACACGCUAUGAAGUUCGCGUCCGCGCCUUCAACGGCGUCGCGGCCGGACCUCCCUCGCCCGCCGUCACUGCCACUACAUUAGAAGGAGUGCCGGAAGCCGCCCCCACACGCGUGUCCUGCGCCGCCCUAUCGUCGUCCAGUAUGAAGGUGUCGUGGGCGCCGCCGCCGCAGGCUCUGCGCGCCGGACUCAUACAAGGAUACAAAGUUAUAUACGCGCCUAUAUCGACUGAUCAUGCAGAAGGUGCGGAACUGAAGCGUGUUACAACAACAGAGACGUACCUGCACGCGCUGCACAAGUACAGCAACUACUCGGUGCAGGUCGCCGCGUACACCGCCGCGGGGGACGGCAAGCGCAGCGCGCCCGUCUACUGCAUGACCGAGGAGGAUGUACCAUCAGCUCCUGAGAAAAUCAAAGCCUUGCCAUAUUCAAGCGACUCGGUGCUCGUGAGCUGGCUGCCUCCCGUACAUCCCAAUGGCAUCAUAUCUCACUACACUGUCUACUACAGGGAAGCUGGGCGGUUAGGUAAGCACUCGAGCUUCACGGUGUCAGCUGAUAAGAGCCAAGAGUCAGAAUUAAUGUUUCAAGUCAGAAAUCUGAUGGAGAACCAACUGUAUGAGUUCUGGGCGUCAGCCACUACCGGGUCGGGGGAAGGGGAGUCUACUCUAGUGGUGGGGCAAGGACCAAGCUCCAGAAUUCCAGCGCGGAUAGCCUCAUUCGGCGGCACCAUCCGCGUGGGCGUCGGCCGCGGCGCGCUGCUCUCCUGCAGCGCCGUGGGGCUGCCGACGCCGCGCACGCGCUGGGCGCACGCGAGGGCGCCCGUCACACACCACAGGUUCUACCAGGUCACGAGGAACGGACAUUUACAUAUACGAGAAGUAAAUGAACAAUCAUCAGGCAACUUCACGUGUACAGCCACAAAUAGUAUCGGGGAAGACUCUAUAGUGUACACCGUCCGAGCGGUGCUGCCGCCGGGCGCGCCCGCCCUGUCGCUGCAGUACACGACCGCCACUAGCAUUAAGCUGCACUGGAGAAUGCCAGAUUCUGAUCAACCAGUUUUAGGUUACAUACUGCACUACAAGCAAGCAUCUGAAACGGAAUGGCUGACCGUGGAGCUUUCUCCAGAGCAGACAUCCUAUACAAUGGACAUGCUCAAAUGUGGCACCACUUACAACGCCAAGAUUCAAGCUCAGAACAAAAUAUCUUUAGGACCACCCAGUGAAGUCCUUACCGCUACUACAAGAGGAGGCCGUCCAAAAGCACCUAAGCCAGAAGAACACGUACACACAAAUGCCACUGCCAUUAAAAUCAACUUGUACGCGUGGCGAGAUGGGGGCUGCCCCAUAUUGGGUUUCCGCAUUGCCUACCGACGCGCAGGAGAUGAUCAUUGGAUACAGGCCGGGUCAGGCUUGAGCGCGGCGCGGCACACGGUGGGCGCGCUGUCGCCGGGCGCGUGGUACGAGCUCGCGGUGGAGGCGUGGAGCGACGCGGGCGUGGAGCGGGUCACCUUACUCGCAGACACGCAUACUUUGGCUGGAGGGCGCAUCCCGCCGCUGCGGGUGUCGCCGCCGGCGGCGGGCGGCGCGCGCGCGGGCGGGCGCGCGGCGCUGGUGUGGGGCGCCGCCAGCGCGCUCGUGGUGGUGGCGGCGCUCGCGGCGCUGCUGUGUCUGCUGCACGCGAAGCGGAAAUUUUUCUGCUUUUCAAAUGAUCAUUAUUUGCGUGAUAACAGAAAACUAAGUGAGAGUAACGAGGCUGAACGGGAGAAACUUCGAGAAGGACACAAGUUAUAUUCAUCGUCGUCUAUAAACGGCAACGAGAAGUCAAAUGAUGAUUCAUCAGCUGAACUAUACGAGAUCAGUCCAUACGCGACGUUCGGCGGCGGCGCGGCGGCGCACUCGCUACAGUUCCGCACGCUGGCGCGGCGCGAUGACGACGCCGCGCCGCCGCACCGCCGGCGGAGGCGCGCCUGCGACCACUACCGAUAUGUAGUUAUGGAUGAGUGUGACUGCACACCACAUUUUAUAAGCGUGCCGACGACGCCCAUGAUACACGAACCCUAUCGAAGUGCUCGACGGUGGAGGCGCGGCACCGCCUGCGCGCCGCCGCCCGCGCCCGCGCCGCACGCCGCGCCCGCGCACUGGCGCGAGCGCUCCGACUCCGACGACUAUAGCGAUAGUGCAGCCAACACUACCACUAAAGGUUCGGGCGGGUCGGGAGGCGGCAGUGCGUACGGCAGCGGACGGCGCACCGCCAGCAGUGGAGGUCAAAAUGGGAGCGACGGGCUCUCCGGGUGCUUUGCGCCGGUACCUCCCGAUAUAUCUUCGUUAAUAGAUAAAUACCAACAAAGAAAAGAACAAGAGCGUCGGGAAUGCACGAUCCACGUC
Brenthis ino (lesser marbled fritillary) is the source of this 4935-nucleotide messenger RNA. Lineage: Eukaryota; Metazoa; Arthropoda; Insecta; Lepidoptera; Nymphalidae. The record is from the annotation of a GenBank genome assembly.